AUGGAUUCUCUGGGCUCAUCACCUCGAAAAGGCUCCUCUGCCGAACCAACUCUUCCAACAAUGAAACCCUACUCCCUCGCGGGCUCCAAGCGCUCAGCACCGAGUCUCCUCCCGCCCUUUGAGCCACUCUCGUCAUCUCCAAACCUCCCUCGACCCGUGAAGCGACAAAAUCUCGGUUCUGGCCGCUCCUCGUCGCGAGCUCACCUCAAAUACCCUACUCCUGUUCCCACGUCGAGUACAGGUAUCCUCUCGAGUUCCCCGCCUCAACGGUCCGCUACCGCUUCCGAGCGUGCCCCGCUCGCUACCGUCCCCGCUGUCGAACUCUCGGAAAACGGCGAGACCCUCAUCAUGGGCCGAUCGUCCAAUUCGUCACACUACCAGAUCUCCGCUGACCGCCUCGUCUCCCGCGUCCACGUAAAGGCUCGCUUCGUCGCUGCUGCGAGUCCGCUUGAGCCCAGUAAGAUCGAAAUCGUCUGCAAUGGCUGGAAUGGUCUCAAGUUGCAUAGCCAGGGUCGUACUUGGGAGCUGUACAAGGGCGAUAGCUUCACCAGUGAAACAGAGGGCUCCGAGAUCAUAAUUGAUGUGCAAAACUCGCGUGUUCUCGUCCAAUGGCCCAAGCGGGCUCUUGACCAUCUCUCCGACACCACUUGGGAUUCUCCUCCCUGCCAGGCUCGUGCCCAGGCGAUUCUUCAGUCUUCCCCUCCUCGCCGCGCUUCUCGUAUUGCUUCUCCCGAGAGCCCCACGCCUGCUAGUCUCUCUAGCUCCCGCCGCCUCCAGGCUCUGCUCCCCGGACAGCGUGACAUAGAAAUCUACGAGGACGAUGCUGAGCUUGAGCUCCCUGAGCACAAGCAUGAUCCUACUAACAUUAAUGUCAGCAUGUGCACCGAUGUGACUGCCAGCUUCAGCAGUGAGGUCAGUGAUGGUGAAGACCACAACCCCGAUGAGGAGAAUGAUCCUAUCGUGCACUCUUUCGGGCCUUUCGGCGCCGACAUUUCCUGCCGGUUGGCUUCGAUAACGACAAAGUCUCCCAAGGUGUUCAAGGGUGUCAAGCGUGCCAACCCUCUCCACAGCGCCAUUGCUUCCGAUCUGUUCGCUCCUCGUCAGAUUCCUGCUCCUCCUCAGUCUCCUCGCAAGCAGCAGGCUAGGACAGAGUCUCCACUCUCGUCUCCUCCUCGAAUGUCUUCUCCGACUCCGGAGAUCUUCAGGAUGUCCUUCGAGUCCCACCCUGCCGUUGGCAACCAUGUCAUCAACCAGCUCGCCUUCUCCCGUCUGUCUUCGACUCCUCUGUCCACCAUCAUGGCCCACCUCCCCUCGGAGGAGAAGCAAGACCUUUCCAAGGACGAUCUCCGUGAUGUUAUCGAGAGUACACCCUGCAUUGGUAUCAUCAAGCGUCAGGGCAAGGACGCAGCCGGCAAGCCUCUUGAGAGCGAGUACUACUAUGUCCCUGAGGAAGAUGACGACCAGCAGCGUCGCGCCGCAGUCGUCGAUGGCCUUCGCAAGCCCAGUCUCCGCGCUUGUCGCAAGCAACACAAGCAAUACUACUGGAAGCGUCCCAAGACUCCUUGA
Messenger RNA from Fusarium mangiferae, 1566 nucleotides. RefSeq lists its product as uncharacterized. Gene Ontology annotation, molecular function: protein binding. Bases 1 to 1566 code for a protein of 521 amino acids. Lineage: Eukaryota; Fungi; Ascomycota; Sordariomycetes; Hypocreales; Nectriaceae. The transcript is spliced from 2 exons. The record is from RefSeq and is a predicted model, not a curated record.